AUGUCAGGACUCAAAGCGCACUUCAACGAGAACCCAGUGACUCCUCCGGUAGAGAGGGUGGGAGAUCCGAUCGAUCAUUUCGGAGGGACAUACGAACCACCCAAGGAAGAACACAAUGUACCUGCUGAACCCAUCCCUUUCUCAAGACCAUCCACCCCUACACCUGCUCAUGACCAACUCGCUUUCGUAGGUUUAGGUGAGAUGGGUAAGAGGAUGGCAUCCAACUUGGCCAAACAUUUAGCUUCAGAGGGACAGCCUCCAUUGAUGGUAUACAACCGAAAAGAAGACGGUACUCAAAAAUUCUUGAAAUACGCUACUGAACAUGAAGUACCUGAGAGCUCUUACAAGGUCGUCACGGAUUUAGAGGAAAUUGGCAGAACUGCGGAUCUGGUGGUGACUUCUUUGGCAGGUGAUGAAGCUGUAGAAGCUGUUUACGCCCAACUAUUUCAAGGUCAAGAGACUCAAAAAGGUACAGGUGAUGGUAUCAAACCAGGUGGUAGAGGCAGAACAACAAUCUUCGUUGACACCAGUACAAUCUACCCUACCACAGCUGGUAAACUCGAAGAUCUCGCUCGAUCCGCCCCUCAUCGAGUCUUCCUAUCAUGUCCCGUGUUCGGUGUACCUCGAGCAGCCGAGACUGCCGAUUUGAUCUUAGCCAUCUCUGGAGAUUAUUUCGCCAAGAAGCAUGCUGCUCAUGCGCUGGUUCCUGCUAUUGGAAGGAAAGUGAUGGAUUUGGGAAGUAAUGUCGAGAGAGCUAUGAGUUUUAAAUUGGUAGGAAACGCAUUGGAAUUAGGAUUUAUCGAACUCUUAGCAGAAUGUUUCACGCUAUGUGAUCAAUCUGGUGUAGGAUCAGAUAAAUUAGUCGAACUGAUCAAAGAUCAACAUAAAUCACCUGCUUUGAUCAGGUACGCCGAUAGGAUCACCAAGAAUAGAUUCAAUAGUGAGGGUGGAUUCAACUUGGGUGGUGGUAUAACCGAUGCCCGAAAUAUUCGACAACUUGCCGAGUCUCACAAUGUACCUAUGCCCACGAUGGACGUAGCUCAACAACACAUGUUAUCUGCCCGUGCGCAUGGUGGAGAUACGAUGGACUGGACGGCCCUGGUAGGUGGUCAGAGAAUAGCGGCUGGGUUGAAACCGUUUGCUGGUAGAGUGCGACUUGAGAAGUACGAAGAGUAG
Kwoniella botswanensis is the source of this 1176-nucleotide messenger RNA. RefSeq lists its product as uncharacterized. NCBI's taxonomy places the organism in Eukaryota, Fungi, Basidiomycota, Tremellomycetes, Tremellales, Cryptococcaceae. The transcript is spliced from 10 exons. Gene Ontology annotation, molecular function: NAD binding; oxidoreductase activity, acting on the CH-OH group of donors, NAD or NADP as acceptor; NADP binding. Bases 1 to 1176 code for a protein of 391 amino acids. The record is from RefSeq and is a predicted model, not a curated record.